AUGUCUGGAAAGCUUUGGUACAAGGCCAUUUUUGCUGGCUAUAAGCAAGGUCUCCGGAACCAGAGAGAGCACACAGCUCUUCUUAAAACUGAAGGUGUUUAUGCUCGAGAUGAAACUGAAUUGGGCAAGAGAUGUGCUUAUGUGUAUGAAGCAAAACACAACACAGUGACACCUGGAGGCAAGCCAAACAAAACCAGAGUGAUCUGGGGAAAAGUAACUUGGGCCCGUGGAAACAGUGGCAUGGUUUGUGCCAAAUUCCAAAGCAACCUUCCUGCAAAGGCCAUUGGACACAGAAUCCGUGUGAUGCUGAGAAAAUGGCUCAUUAAAAGGAAAGAAUUCAUCUUAGUGCAGUGGCAAGAAGGAGCUGUGAAUGCACCUUCAGGAUAUGACCGCCUCAUGUGUUACCAACAGGAAGUUCUGACCAGUAUGAAUGUCACUGAUCUCAUAGCUCCAGCCAAGCAGGGGAAAUUGUGA
Messenger RNA from Onychomys torridus (southern grasshopper mouse), 474 nucleotides. Its product is annotated as 60S ribosomal protein L35a-like. The transcript has 2 exons. Gene Ontology annotation, molecular function: structural constituent of ribosome. The record is from RefSeq and is a predicted model, not a curated record. Bases 1 to 474 code for a protein of 157 amino acids. Lineage: Eukaryota; Metazoa; Chordata; Mammalia; Rodentia; Cricetidae. Gene Ontology annotation, cellular component: cytosolic large ribosomal subunit; ribosome. Gene Ontology annotation, biological process: ribosomal large subunit biogenesis; cytoplasmic translation.